Molecule: messenger RNA, 1952 nt
Organism: Sitodiplosis mosellana (orange wheat blossom midge)
Lineage: Eukaryota; Metazoa; Arthropoda; Insecta; Diptera; Cecidomyiidae
Exons: 2
Coding region: 282-1619 (445 amino acids)
Molecular function (GO): protein binding
Source: RefSeq, a predicted model, not a curated record
AAACAUUUUGAAUGUUUCAAACAUGCUAAAAGUGUUUUAGCGCCAAUACAAUUAAAAUGAUGAUAGUAUCAGUUGUUACCGAAUAAACGUCACUCAGCACAGCACAGCAAUCAGUUGUCAAAUAUCACGACUUCAAUUAACACGGCACGUCAUUGGUCUGCUUUAAAAAUCGGAAAUAAUCCAUAAUCAAAGGCAAUUAUCGUCUGGAAAAUUUGUGCUUCCAAUCAAUUUAAGAGCUAGAGACGAAUUGUGUUAUAUCUAAGUGAGUCAUUGCAUCGGAAAUGAGUGACGAUAGAAUUGACGUCGAAGGAAACACCCGAUCAAAUAUGGAAAAUAUGGCGAGCCCUAGUCAAAUUAAAAAUGUUACACCCGAUCUAUCAGAUGAUCGAUUGUCAUCGCCCAUCCUCAUGCUAGACGUCGACGGAUUGGAGGAAUUAUUCGAGUGGCUAUCAUUGGUCGACUUGCGUUCGCUUCGUCAAACAUGUAAACGAUUGAAACAAGUCAUCGACUACUUCAUCAAAACGAAUUAUCCAGCGGUGCGAAUUGGUUUCCGUUGUAUUAUGCCUGGAGUGUGUAUCGGAGAUGAAUUUCAUCAAAUUCAACAACUUGAUCCAAUCAGUGUUAAUAUGAUUAAAAAGGUUAGAUUCUGCGUUAAUAUAAUAACCCAUAAAUGUAUAAACUCCUUGCGACAAAUUUUGUCACACGUUGAACAUAUAGAAAAUAAUGCAAUAGAAGUCGAUGGCGACUUUUACGAAUCGAUUCUCAAGGGCUGUUCAAGUUUGAAAUAUUUGUACGUCAAUGAUGAAAUGGUAGUCGGAAAAAAUGGAUGGCUAUGUCGUCAGUACCCGACGAUUGAACACUUUGCGAUUGGCGAAGACGAACCGGGAUCGAGUGAAAAAUUUACCAUGGUGAAAACAUUCUUCGAAUUGAACCCGAACAUUCAAACAUUUUCCACUUCGUCCUAUCUUCUUCAAGUAAAUCGCAACUAUUUUUUGGGAUCAAACAUAAAAAUCGACCGAUUGAAAAUUCGCGAGUCCAGUUAUCCCCUGGAGACCAUGAUUGAACUUCGUGAUAUACUUAAUCAGUUAUACGAUCAAGGAUCCUACAAGCGAUUGCAUUUGUUCAUCGAGUACGUCAGUGAUCAAACAAACUUGAUUCGAAUAUCAUCGACACGCGGAAUGGAAAAACUAUAUGUCCACUAUGCUGCCGUAAUAGCAGAACUCACACUGCCACCGAUGCCAGAUUUAAGAGAGCUUUGUUUAAGCCGCGAUGAAUUAUUCCAAAAUUUUGAGUCCAUUGCUAAGAAUCUCAUGAACGUUGAACGUGUUUACGUUGAGAAAGCUAGAAUCGAGGACAUUGUAACAUUUGUGCAUUUUGCGCCGAAGAUAAAGGAAAUCAAAGUACGUUGGAUUCAGGAUGGAACUAAUUUCAAAGACGGAGUCAUUGACUUGCCAGCACUGAACAAAGAGCGAAAACGAUUGCCUGGUGCAUGCAAAGUUACAGUUUACGUUAAAGAAAACAUUUUUCUAUCAACGAAAUGGGCAACAGCAAAGACUGAACUCAGUUUAGUCAGGCUCAAGCGAACUGCAGCCGUCGAUUGGGUCCAUAGAUUUGAGUAACACAAAGUAGCAAAAACACAUUCCAUUGAUUUUGUUCAUGUACUAACUCAUCCUAAACCUGACCUCCUUUGACUUUCAACUUUAAUUAAAGUUUGAGCACUUUGAAUCAGCAUUAACAAACUUACGAUAACACACUUCGGUUCUGUCAUUCUUAUAACUGUACCGAUCAAUCGAUGCGUCAGAGAAAAAAUGUAAAAUUAACUUGAAAAAAUCAAGUCGAUUGACUUUUGAACUUUGCUAUAUCAAUAACCAUUCAAAUUUGCAACUGAGUGUGAGUAUAAAUUCAAGAACUUUUUAUAAAAAAAUAAAUGAUUUAAUUGCAUCAUUUUUAUA